Messenger RNA from Passer montanus (Eurasian tree sparrow), 2274 nucleotides. RefSeq names its product FA complementation group G (gene FANCG). Gene Ontology annotation, molecular function: protein binding. The transcript is spliced from 14 exons. Gene Ontology annotation, biological process: interstrand cross-link repair. Gene Ontology annotation, cellular component: Fanconi anaemia nuclear complex. NCBI's taxonomy places the organism in Eukaryota, Metazoa, Chordata, Aves, Passeriformes, Passeridae. The record is from RefSeq and is a predicted model, not a curated record. The coding region runs from base 1 to 2142 and encodes 713 amino acids.
AUGGGAACACUCAUCUACAAUUUCCUCCUGAGGGGAGCGCUUGGGCAGCGCACGCGUGUGGCUCCUUGGGCUCCCGCACGGAGGCAGGGCUGGCACUCGCUGACCGGGCGGUCCCCGCCAGCCCGGGCUGCCGCCUUCGCCUUGCGCCGAGCUUUGUCCCUCCUCGGCCCCGCGCUUCCCUGUUGCCUUGGUGACGGCCGCUCCCGCCAAUCAGCGGCGAGGGCGGGAAAGGCGGCGGCGGGAGAUGGCGGCGGCCAAGAAGCGGCGGCGCGGACCGGAGCGGGAGCGGGAGCCGGGGCCAGAGCCGGAGCGGGAGCCGAGCUGCCUGCGGGCCUGGGCCGCCCACAGCCGGGCGCUGGUCGGGCGCUGGACGGGCUGCCGGCUGCCCUCCCUGCCCUGCCUCUGGAACUCACUGUCCUCUACAAUUCCCUGCUUUUCACUGUGGGAGCAUCUGACUCUGCCAUCAAUGGAGAAGCAGAAGGAAUACGCCAGGGGCUCCUCAGGGUUCUGGAGGUUUGUGGGGCCUGCGGACAGGAUCUUGGCACGGAGGAGCUGUGGGAGAAGGUGCUGCAGGAGGUAACCGUGGAGGAGCUGCAGGCACCUCUGCACCGCCUCGGGGCCCUGCAAGCAGCCUGGUGGCUGGCAGCCAGCCAGCUGGGAAGUGUUACUGGCCUCUUCCAGCUCCUGAGCACUGCUGAGGACCCAGGAAGAGCUCACUGCAGUGAAGGGCAGAACAAACUCCUCUCCAUGAUCAAGGCAUGGCGGGUCCCUCCUGAGGGGGCCUCCCUGCCCCUUGUACAAAGCGCCAAGGACUUGAAGGAAAUCCUCUGCACUGCAGCAGCCUUCCUGCAAGGGCUGCAGGAGCUGGAGGCUGGGAACUUCCCCACUGCCCUCUCCCUCCUUCAGGAAGCUGCAGGAGGAUUCUGCUCCAAGAAUGUCCUGGCCCAGAUCUACACCUGCCUCGGCUGCUGUGCUCAGCGAAUGGGCAAGCCUCAGACAGCCCUUCAGCACCUGAAGUGGGCCCUCCAGGUAGAUUUCCAGUGCCUUCCUGCCCUGUCCCACGUGGCAGCAGUGUACCAUGAACUGGGAGAGACCGAUGCAGAGCUGCAGGCCCUGACCCUACUCUACGAGGCUUUGGGAAAAACCCCUCCAGCAGCUGCUUCCUCUAGUCCCCAUUUUCUAAUGCGAACAGAGCUGCUUGUCCGCACACCAGUGCUCCCUUCCCUCCUUCGCCAUCGCCAUCCCUCUGAAGUGAAGUACCUUCUGGCACAGCGCUGUCUCCAGGAUGGGAGGGUGGAUGAUGCAGUGGAACAUUACCUGGAUUUUCUGUCCCUCCUUCAGGAGGGGCUGCAGCAGCAGGUGCCCCUGGAUGGUAGCUCAGCUCUGCCCAGGAUCCCAGAGGUGUUCCUGGAAGCAGCAUCUGCCUUGGAGCAGGCUGGGAGGCACCAGGAUGCCAUAACUGUGUGUGAGGAGGUCAUCAGCCGGACAACUGACCUCAUUCCACGGGUGUUACGAGUGGAGGAGAGGCUGGAGCAGCCGGAUUCCUCGUUGCCAGGGGCAGAACUGGCAGGUGCACUCCUGUCCCAGAAGAAGGAGAGCCUGUGCUGCCUUGCCUGGAGAGCAGCUGGAUACCUGCACCAGGGCUGGGCAUGGGCCAGGCUGGGAGAGAGCAAGGAAGCUGUAACACAGUUCAGCAGGUGCCUCAGUGAUCUCCUACGCGUCCAGCUUCAUGGGUCUGGCAUCAAAUGGACAGAGAAUCUCCAGCCAGAAGUGGAGGUGCUCCAGAAGAUCAGGUUGCUCUCUCUCAUUGGGCGAGGUACGCAGUUCCUGGAGCUGGGGAGGAACAAAGAAGCCCUGUUGGAUUUCCAGCACAGCUUGCAGAUCUCACCAGGUGACCCAGCCGCUGCCUCCUACCUGGUGCAGGCCUUGUGGAAGCUGAACCGAAAGCAGGAGGCGGCUGCUCAGUGGCAGAGGCUCUCCCAGAGCUCCCCUGGAGAGGAUGGGCAGCAGCAAGGGCAGGGGAGGCCCCUCCCUUUGUACCUGGCUGCGUGUCUGGAGCAGGCAGCGUUCCCUGACAGUGAGCCUCUUGCCAGAAGCAUCCAGGAUUACCUCGGGACAGCAGCCCAGGACACCUCAAGCUGACCUGCUGAGGUCUCCCUGCACUUGGCUGGCACAAGGCCUUUAAGGACUCCUUCAAGGCUCAGGACUACUCUGUGAUGAAGCAAAGGACUGAAACAGAAUAGAUCUCCUUUCCUAAUAAAAAAAACGCAGCUC